AGGCGAAGGAGGGUCACCGCGUGAGAGAGGCAGAGUGGCACGAUGGCGUCCCGCGGUCCCUCAACCAAGCGUGGUGGUGGCUCCUCCGGCGGGUCCGGGGGCUCUCGGGGACCCGAGCCGCAGGGGGAGCCUCCGCCUCCGCUGCAGGCCGUGCUGGUGGCCGACAGCUUCAACCGCCGCUUCUGCCCCAUUUCCAAGGACCGGCCUCGGGCGCUGAUUCCUCUAGCAAAUGUGGCCAUGAUAGAUUAUACCCUGGAAUUCCUGACUGCAACGGGAGUGGAGGAAACGUUUGUCUUUUGCUGCUGGAAGUCGGCGGAGAUCAAGGAACAUUUACAGAAAUCCAAGUGGUGCCGUCCGACUUCUCCAAACACUGUCCGAUUCGUGACCUCAGACCUCUACCGCUCGCUUGGGGACGUGCUGAGGGACGUCGAUGCCAAGUCUCUUGUUCGUUCAGACUUCGUCCUGGUCUCUGGAGAUGUGGUGUCCAAUAUUAACAUUUCCACAGCUUUACAGGAACACAGAGCGCGGCGCAAAGCGGAGAAGAACGUGUCCGUGAUGACGAUGGUUUUCAAAGAGUCUUCGCCAGGUCACCGGGCCAGAUGUCAAGAGGACGACGUCAUCCUUGCCACGGACAGCGCAACAAACCGGGUUCUUCACUACCAGAAGACGCAAGGGCUGAAGCGCUUCCAGUUUCCCACGAGCUUGUUCCAGAGCAACGUAGAAGACGUGGAAGUGCGGCAUGAUUUGUUGGACUGCCACAUCAGCAUCUGCUCUCCUCAGGUGGCUGAGCUGUUCACGGAUAACUUUGACUACCAGACUCGAGACGACUUUGUGCGCGGCCUUUUGGUGAACGAGGAGGUCCUGGGCAACCAGAUCCACCUGCAAGUGACGUCGGAAGAGUACGGCGCCACCGUCUCCAACUUGCUGAUGUACGAAGCUGUGUCCGCCGACGUUAUCCAGCGCUGGGUUUACCCUCUGACUCCAGAGAUGAACUUCAGCGACGAUGAGAAGCAGAAGUGCACUCAUUCCCGCCACAACAUCUACCGGGGGGCGGAGGUGAGCCUGGGCCACGGCAGCGUGUUGGAGGAGAACGUCUUGAUCGGGCAGGGAACAUCGGUUGGCAACAAGUGCUUGAUCGCCAACAGCGUUAUUGGCCCGGACUGCAAGAUAGGUGACGAGGUCAUUCUGGACGGGGCGUUCCUGUGGAAUGGGGUCCGUGUCGGAGACCACGUGAAGAUCCAGCAGUCGAUUGUCUGUGAUGAGGCGGAGGUGAAAAAAGGGGUCACGCUGAAGCCUCGCUGCGUCCUCACUUCCCAGGUGGCGGUGGGCCCUGACAUCGUCCUCGUGGAAGGCACCGUCGUCUCCUUACAUCCCACAGAUGAGGAAGAGGAAGACGAGGACCAGUUCAGCGACGACUCCAGCGUGACUAAAGAGGAGAGCAAAGUGAAACUAAAAGGUUACAACGUAGCGGAAGUUGGCUCUGAAGGCAGAGGUUACCUUUGGAAAGCAGACAGCAAGAACGACGUGGACGGAGAGGAGCAGAGACACAGUCUAUGGGGCCCUGCUUUAAGUGCGGAAGAAGAAAGUGAGUCCGACAGCGACAUGAGCCAAGGGUCUGAGCAUUCGGGUAGUCGGGCAUCUUCCCCUCAGCUGGAUGACAUCAAAGUCUUCCAGAAUGAGGUGCUGGGGACCUUGCAGAGGGGUGAAGAGGAAAACAUAUCCUGUGACAACCUGGUUUUGGAGAUCAACUCUCUCAAGUAUGCCUAUAACAUUGGCUUAAAAGAAGUGAUGGAGGUGCUCAGCAAGGUGGUUCUGGAAUUCCCCCUGCAACAGAUAAACGCCGAAAAAGAUCCCCAGCACUACUUCAUGUCGGUAGUCCCUGUGAGUAGCCCCUCUUCCCUUCCUGUGGCCAACACUACACCCUCUGGCAGCGAAUUCUACAUUUUAAUCACUUGCAGCGUCAAGAAGUAUUUCCUGUUGUCUGUCCUGGAGGAAAUGCUUCUUGAACACACCGAGAGAAGCAUCUGUGAGAAUUACCGUAACAGCUCGCCCCAAAGGGUCCGAAUCACUUCUGCUCUGUUGCAGGUGCUGAUGACUUUCUACCAACUGGAGAUCCUGGCCGAAGAGAUGAUCCUCACCUGGUUUUCUCAGCCAGGGAUGUCUGAGAAAGGCAGACAGCUUCGUAAAAACCAGCGGCUUCAGAAAUUCAUCCAGUGGUUGGAGGAGGCCGAAGAGGAGUCAUCGGAGGGGGAACAGAACUGACGUGGUGGCCACCAUCCGUAAGGGAAGCUCCUGCUGCCUGUCUGGGAGGAAAGCGGGGCCGUGGGGCCGAGGCCUCGGCUCGAAGGGGCCGGAGUAGACGCGAGCCCCAAUGCAUGGUGUGUGCGUGUAGGACCUGCCAGAUCCGAGUGGCCGACAAUCCCGGCGUGGUUCAUUAUUGUACGUGGCUCCUACCCCUGGAAUGGCACACCUUGAAGAAACCACUGGGGGGAACAGCAAGAGACCUGUAUAUGUGCAAGAUCUUUUUCUGGGGUGGGAAUCUGUGUAAAAAUAUACAUAUAUAUAUAUAUAUAUGGUGAUGUAUAAUAAGCUAUCCACGAGGGGUAGAGAGCUUGCAGCUGACAUAGACGUUAACAGAGGUAAAUACGUACAGGUUCCAUGUCAGCCUUCGCUGUCGGGGUCUGAAUUACUUUGGAAAUUUUUUUUUUAAAGUCUGGUUGUGGCCAAUUUUAUUUGAAGCUUUUGACUUUCGGGGCGAGGUGGGGGGGGUGGGGAGGGGAGGGGAGGGUUGUGCACGCAGGACAUUUCUGCCUUUUAUCUGGAAGCCCAACCGGUAAACGGAAAAUAUAUCGAUUGCUGGUCUAAGCCCCGGGUGGCCGGUGGCCUUCCAGAUGUCCCUGAACUACAAUUCCCAUCAGCUCUGCCAAUUGACCGUGUGAGCAGGGGCUGAUGGGAAUCGUAGUCCAUGAAUAUCUGGGGCACCAGAGUUGAACACCCCUGGUCUAAGCUCAGGAGUGGUCUGAGAAGACUCCCCGGGAGAGUCUCUGUGGCACUGGGGAAGUUGUCUGAGAGUGCCAAGAUAGCCCGGCCUGGUUGAAUGGGAAAAGCAUCCACGUGGGCUGCGGUGUCCGCUCGGCGCUGCACCUUUGCCAAAAUCACGGAGUCUCUUCUGUUUGUACAAUGGGGUUUGGAGGGAGAAUGUUCACCUACCUCACAACGAUUGGAAAAAUUGUUCAUAAUUGGAAAAAAAUAUCUGCAAGUAUUCUUAUGCGGAGGCCUCAUUUGUCCACAUCCCGGCCGCUUUGCCGACCAGUCAGGUUCUUUAAAUUUGGAAGGGGAGGGGCGUCCUUCAUGGCCACUCGGGGUGCGCACCGUUUUUGUCUGGUAUUUUUCGGGUUUCGGGUAAACAGUCUUUGAAAUUUUCAAAAAAUCGGGAGGAAAAAAAGCCGAAUCCCCGUAGGAGCUUUUGUUGGGAGUUCGGAAUUCGUUGCGUCGAUUCAACCAAAACCCAGAAAAUUCCAGCUGCCUUCAAACUGCAGAUGGGCUCAGAGACGGCAGGCACACAGAGCUUGGUGCUGCCUACUACCCCUGAGACUCAGUCAGCAGGUGAGGGAGGGAGGGGGCAGUUUUAAAAAAAUUGGUAGCAGGGCCAAAAUGGCCUGAAUGCUGGAAAAAAUGGCAUUAUUCAGGAUCUGCUUUCAGGCUCCCUUAAAUUGCUGCCUUUUUCAGGAUAACCCUCCUCCUGAAAAAUACCGAUAUUUUUCAGGGUUGGGGUGUUCAUUUGCCUUUGCCGAACACAUACCCCAAAACGCCACUGCUGUAGGGAAGCAACAGAUUCUUCUGACACUAUCAAGAAGCUGCUAGGAAGCCUCCCUCCCAGAGUUACUGAAAAGUCCGUGCUCGGCUCCGACCCUCAGUUACGGCAUCGGCUGCGUACAUCAAACGCACAGUAGACACGUGCCAGUGAGGACGGUUGUGUGCCGCCUGCAGGAACCUGACCCCUUCAGAGACGUUCACCCUGCUUUAUCUGUUUUAAAACACACGUUGGCUCUCUUAAAUUAAACACGUAUGCAGUCCUGUUGUGGGUGUAGCCGUGUCCGUUCAGUUUCGCUUGUCCUUGCCCCAUUCUGUUACAACAAAGAGCCGAGGGGUACGACAGCUGGCAGCUUGAGUUGGCGGAGUGUUGCUGCCUUUCCCUUCUCCUUCAGUACAACCCAGGAAGAAGAGUACUAUCAGUGCCCAUGUGGGAAGAGGGAGGGUGGUUGUGCCGUGUGGCCUGAAUGGAGGCCAUUAACGUUAUUAGGAGCGAGAGAUGGGAAAACUGCCCGUGUAGACAGGAAGACCCUGAACACGCAGCUGAGCUUUCCGUGCCGCUCCAUCCUGCCUCGUGAGUGCAGGGGGUGCGAGCGCUCGUGCGCCUUUUCUCUGUCUGCCAAUAUUUAAUUAGGGGAAGAAUAAACAUCCCUGGGAGAAAGAAGAAUGGGUUCUCUGUUCUGUAAAUACGUUUGAGCUGCGAAGCGUCUGAAUAGGUGCCAGACAGGCCGUGCGAUCCUCCGCCGAGUGGCUCCUUUCUAAGCCGCUUGACUUCAGUGGCUCGAGAAGGUGACGACUCUGUUUAGGGCCACGCUGUAAGGUUUACAGAUGACCCUGGACGAGAAAUGUUCCCGAACUCCCUUUCUCAUCCCGUAGUUGAUGCAGUUGCUCUGGCCCCCUCCGGCUAAUCCCAUGCCGCUCUUUCUGCCUGUGUCGUUCAGUUUGCUGGUGUGUUUACAAGCUGCACAAGUAUGUCUGGACCCCCUUAGAAGGUCUGCUGUGAGCAUAUCAGGUUGCUGAAUUUUGCAGUGCGUCUUAAGAAUGCACACUGAACAGGGUGUCGUAUCAGUUUCUGAUGCCCCUUUUCCUGGAUUUAAGCAGGAAGCGUAUUAGUUGGAUCGGAGGCACGUGCGGAGACUUAGGGAUUUGCUGAGCUGAAGGACCGGUUUAUGCUCACCCUUUUAGAUACUACAUUAACCAAUCCUCUCCUUAGGUAACUUAACAAAAGUGAGCUUGGAAAAGCCAAGCUUGGCAGUGAAUCUUGGAUUCUGAUUCCAGCAGCCACGCCCGUUUGCGUAACGUUGGCUGACCCACAGUUUUGCCUCCCGAUGGCAAAGCGUUUCUGCGGCACGGCUUCAAAUAAGCCACGAACGCCACACGCUUGGGCUGUGACCAGAUUCUCCGACAUAGUUUGGAUCCCUGGUGACCGCCGCUUGCAAAAGUUGAUGUGAAGCACAAGGCGCAACUUUGCUUGCUUCCAGUGAAGGAUUGCUUUAAGAAUGGCGGAAAAUGGGAUUCUUUGUUUGGGUGCAUUUCUUUGUCCUGAUUAAAAUCUACUCCUAGUUAUCAGCUGUUAUCAUCUUGGGAAAGCAAGGAUAGUAUUGGAUAAUGUAGGAGCCAAGGAACGUCUUCCCUCCCAGAUCUGGGAUAUGUCCACUUUGUCUUUAUGGCAUGAACUGGAAAAAGAGGUCCCCUUUUCCGACCUGGUGAAACACUUCUGUGCUGACCUGUUAACCACUUUUUACACUGUAUGUUGUAUCAUAUAUUGCUUGACCUCAGAACAGUGAGGAGGAAGGCAGGAACCACAAAGCCUGCUUUUGUCCCCCCCUCCCCACCCCAAAGUGUUUACAAGCUUGAUAUAAAACACAGGCAUUUAAA
Messenger RNA from Sphaerodactylus townsendi, 5691 nucleotides. RefSeq names its product eukaryotic translation initiation factor 2B subunit epsilon (gene EIF2B5). Gene Ontology annotation, cellular component: eukaryotic translation initiation factor 2B complex. The transcript is spliced from 16 exons. Gene Ontology annotation, molecular function: guanyl-nucleotide exchange factor activity; translation initiation factor binding; translation initiation factor activity. The record is from RefSeq and is a predicted model, not a curated record. The coding region runs from base 43 to 2262 and encodes 739 amino acids. NCBI's taxonomy places the organism in Eukaryota, Metazoa, Chordata, Lepidosauria, Squamata, Sphaerodactylidae. Gene Ontology annotation, biological process: biosynthetic process.